CCUACCCUAUAGUAUUUGAGGGAAAACGGGUACAAUGGAUCAAAAUUAUCUAGAUCUAGAGCUGUAAAAUAAUAAAAAAAAUAUACUUGACAUUUAGGAGUUGACAGUCUGGUUGACAAUUGUAUGAGCUACUAACAGUAACUAAAUAGUAUUCGGCUUUUGCCUUUUACAGUUUUGCUUGUUGUAAAUUGUAAAUAACAACAAGUAUAGUGCAGCCAGGUGUGAAUUUGUGGUGUGACGUUUCCGAAGGCGUGUGAGAGCAUGAUGUGGGAUUCCGGUGCAUUCCUGGGCGCAUUGACGCCUAAAUUCUAUGUAGCGCUGACGGGCACGUCUUCGCUAAUAUCGGGGUUGAUCUUGAUCUUCGAGUGGUGGUACUUCCGCAAAUAUGGAACAUCAUUCAUCGAGCAGGUGUCGCUGGCGCAUCUGGGUCCAUGGUUGGGUGGCGGUGAGGCGGAGGCGGCGGCAGGCGAGUGUAAGGUGUGGCGCAAUCCGAUGGCACUGCUGCGCGGCGCUGAGUAUGGGCGGCUGUGGAGCGCAGCGCGGCGCGCGCCCCUCACCUACUACGACAUGAACCUGUCGGCGCAGGACCACCAGGCUUGGUUUGGUGGUGCAGGGGAGGGGCCCGCCGAGCGCGAGAUGAACCGCGCCUGGCGCGAGCGGGAACCCGCCGCGCGCGUCGGCGCCGCCCGCGCCGCGCUCGCCCGCGACCCCGACUGCGCCGCCGCGCUGCUGCUGCUCGCCGAGGAGGACGCGCCCACCGUGCAGGAGGCCGAGCGCGUGCUGCGCCGCGCCUGGCGCGCUGCCGAGGCCUCGUGGCGCGCGCACGCCGCCGCCGGCGCCGCGUGUGCCGCCGCCGCGCGCUGCGACGCCGCCGUGCUCGCGCACGUCAAGCGCCGCGCCGCCAUGUGCGCGCGCCGCCUGGGCCGCCUGCGCGACGCGGCGCGCCUGUUCCGCGAGCUCACGCGCGACGCGCCGCCCGCGCUGCACGCGCUCGCGCCGCACGAGAACCUCAUCGAGGUGCUGCUGGAGCAGCGCCUGUACGCGGACGCGGCGGCGGUGGUGGCGCGGUGCGAGGACGCGGGCGCGCCGCCCUCGGCCACGCUGCUGUACACGGCGGCGCUGCUGCGCGCGCGCUCCGCCUGCACCGCGGCCGCGCGCUCCGCCGCCGAACUCGCCGCGCUCGAGACGAUCCGUCGCGCCAUCGAGUUCAACCCGCACGUGCCGGAGUACCUGCUGGAGCUGCGCGCGCUGACGCUGCCGCCGGAGCACGUGCUGCGGCGCGGCGACAGCGAGGCGGUCGCGUACGCGUUCUGCCACCUGCGGCACUGGCGCGCGGCCGAGGGGGCGCUGCGCCUGCUGGCGGCGGCGUGGCAGGCGGCGGAGCGCGCGGGCGCGGCGGGCGGCGGCGGCGCGGCGGGCGCGGGCGGCGCGGGCGGGUGCGCGCUGUGCGCGGACCGCGAGCUGCUGGCGCCGCACCACGCGGCGUCGCUGUGGCCGCGGCGGCGCGCGGCGCUCGUGCCGCUGGCGGCGGCGCUGUGCGCGCUCACGGCGCUGCUGGCGCUCGCGGCGCACCGCUGGCCCGCCACCGCGCAUGCGCUGCUCGACCCCAGGCGACUGCACUCGCUGUUGGCCGCCGUCUGAACCGCACCGACCACACUCCACUGUUUAUUUUACGUAUAAUAAAGAGCAAUUGUGAUCGA
Messenger RNA from Manduca sexta (tobacco hornworm), 1700 nucleotides. Its product is annotated as protein ST7 homolog. The transcript is spliced from 3 exons. NCBI's taxonomy places the organism in Eukaryota, Metazoa, Arthropoda, Insecta, Lepidoptera, Sphingidae. The coding region runs from base 262 to 1641 and encodes 459 amino acids. The record is from RefSeq and is a predicted model, not a curated record.